This is a messenger RNA of Hylaeus volcanicus, 7934 nucleotides long. Its product is annotated as proline-rich transmembrane protein 4. Lineage: Eukaryota; Metazoa; Arthropoda; Insecta; Hymenoptera; Colletidae. The transcript is spliced from 6 exons. The record is from RefSeq and is a predicted model, not a curated record. Bases 2465 to 5062 code for a protein of 865 amino acids.
CUGCUUUAAGAAAUACAAAUGACGGCACAGUGUAAAGUGUAAUACAACAAGCCAAUUACUACCGAGCUAAUUUCACCCAUGUAUUCAAACGUUUAAACGUUACUCGACUAUCGUCGUUCCUUUUCUUCGAUUCAGUUUCUUCGAUAUCCUGUGAAAAUUUUGUCCGUAAACGCGGAAUUACUGCAGCUCGUCGGUGAGCGAGUAAAUUCGCGAGAGGCCGUCUAGUUGCGAGCGUAAGUGCUGCUUCCACGUUGCACGGCGGAUUGCUGAGCUGCAAUUGAGUACCACUUCAAUGUGCUUACACUCGCGAGUAUUAUACGUACAAUGCAUCGCUGCAAUUAUCGUUAUAUAGGACCUCCUAUCGCCAUAUAGGACCACAAAGAGCACUUCGUUUAUUUAAUCAGUUCGACGCAUUUGUUCCCCGCGAAAUUGGAAACCCCUCCGCCUGUUCUCGUCAUAUCCAUCUCUCUAUUUUUAUAUAUCAUCUCGCUCUGUCUCUUAUUUAAAAAUUCUUGUUCGUUUAAACGGACUAACACGUGCGCCGCAAGAAACAUUUGAUAUUUUCUUCUAACAAAACAAAAACCAAAAAAAAAGAUACUAUUCGAAUCGAGCAACCUCCUCCUCUUCGAAGUCGGUUAAAAAUUAGAUUUUUGUUGAAAUUUUUCAAAAAGUUAUUUUGCUGUUAAGUAGGAUUCUGAUUCCGUUUGCCGAGAUUCUUCUAAAAAAAACUUUCGACUAUUCUCGUAGAAUUAAUAAAGUUGAUUCUGUCAAGAGCGAAGUACUAUGUCACGUGGUCCGUUCCCCCACUCCGCGGCCGAAGCGAGGAGAGACGCCAGUUGUCGGCAGAGCGUAGAGGAUAGCAGAUCUUCCCGUCUGCGCUGUCGCGGAGCGCGCAUCCCAAUGGGAUCGAGGUGGGGGAAGCUCUUGGGCACACGUGCCGGUCCGUGGCCGCGUCUGGUGUAUACAUCGAACGUUCGUCAGUUUUGAUAUCGACUAUCGGCGACAAUAGAAGCUAUUUUCAACUUUUCGGACAUAAAAGCGUCUCGACGCUGAUCGAAACAGAACAAAGGCGCGCUAUUUCGGACGCGCUCUCGUGUUCUUCUUGUUCCCUUUCUAAUCACUACGACGAUGCGACAUUUUCAUCCGAAGCGCCGAGUAAUUCGCGAGGAAAGAGAAGGAUUUUUUUCGUAACCCGAGACACGACGACGCGAAGAAAAAUAGCACCGCGGAGACAAUAGUGCGUGACGUGUACCUCGAAAGUGAAGCGAAGUGAUAGAUCCUCCUUUGCUGUCCGAGUCAUCGAAGGAAUAGCGUCGACGAUCGUCCAGCCUGUCGCGAUGCACAACGACAAAGAGCGAGAAGGAUUUUAUUUCGAAGAGGGCACGCAACGCGAUCGAGGACGUUAUCACGUAUUAACGAAUGCUCGACGACUACGCAAUGUGUUCGUAGCGUCGAGGUGGUGGACGACGAGCGAGAGGAUAGCAACGUUUCCGCGCACGUAUAGACGCACACGUGCACGCGUCCCGGGGAAAUGAAUGGACACGGCAACCACGGCAGCAUCCUAUCUAGAAGGCAUCGCACGGACUGAUUCCAAACGUUAAAUGUACCCCCAGGAAUUCAGGUUUCGCCCGAGGCUCCCGCGAAUCUGGGAUGGCUUCGAGCAAUGAUGACAUCGGAUUAAGCCCGGCCAACAAGAAGCACCGACGUACCGCGUCGUUCGUAAAAGUAGAUAGAUUUUAAAUCGAGUCUCUGUCCAGGGACGGGGAGGAGGCAACGCGUAACUCCGUUACCUCGAAAAUAAUCCGUGGCUUAUCGAAUUCCGAUGCUAUAAUGGAAGUACACGAGGCGAGGCGGUAAUAGUUUUCUCGACCUCUCCCCCUCGUCCGUCUCGGGAGGCAACGAACUAGAGAAAAUCGGAUGCCAACGGAGAGCCAAAGUCGGCGAACAUCGACGUCUCACCGCGACUUUCGUUGAACCGUGAAUCGUUCGGAAGUUCUCGUCGAAACUAUCGCGAAAAUGUAAGUACGCCCUGUGGCCAACACGGGGAAGAGAGACACGCGUUACACACAGGAAUUCGGAACGUUCCGGCCGGGGAAUCCCAGGAGUAAAUCCACGAAGUAAACCACGAAACCGUCCCCAAAGAUCAGGCCAGUGAUAUAACCGAGUCGCGCGACCAAAGGGAAAUGCAACAGAUGCCGACGAUAAGCUCGACCGGGCAGCAACAGGGAUCCACGGGAAAGCAACGCCGGUGCCCCCCGUGCGCGCCUCUAGGAAUGUAAUAUUCGUCUCGCGUUACGCUAGCCAAGGCCGAAGGACUCGCGCGCAGGCCAGCGCCCCGGGAUCCCUAUCCUCACAAGUGUCCUUACGUCGCUGCGCCAUUAAUCGUCCGCGGUUAUGGAAUGAACCGAUGCUGGCCUGAGCUAAACGGCUGUCAUCCGUGGUCCAGGUUCUACCCUGCGUCGUCAUGACCCCGACGAUGCGUCUUCUCCUGUCGACGCUACUGCUGGCAUUGUCCUGCACGACCGUUUGCUCCGCGAGCGGCGACGGCGGACCCAACUUUCCAAUCUUCAACCUGGACAACACCCAGCUCGAGAAGAACUUGGCGGAGAUAUUCAACAAGGUGGCGCACAGCUCGGCUACCACAAAGCGCAGCGUACCCGCCUACGAUGCUCAAGUGUCGGCCAGCACGACCCUGUCGACGGUACCCUCGUCUCUGACCACCACGACCACCGCCGCGACGACCAGCCCGUCGACGCCUCCCGCGAGGUAUCCCGUACCCCCUCAGAGAAAUCCCGUGCCCAGACCAACCGUGUCCCCAACUUUUAGAGAACUGCCCUCGUAUGCUCCCCCUUCCCGCGCCCUCUUCACGCCGCCGCUACCGCGAGAGUAUCUCAAUCCGUUCGCCAACAAGCCCACCCUCAGGGGAACCAACUCCGACGCUCACUCGGGCCUCAAGAGACCCGUGCCGCCGCCCAGCGGUACCCCAGCCCACGAACGGAUACCCAUCAGGCCUCCCGACCUUCAGGGCUCUUCCCAAGUACCAGAGAGGCACUCUCACUCUAGGAACAAGCCGCUGAACAUCCCCAGCAAGGAGCAGAACGCGGUCGAGUCCGGCGAGCUCGACAGGCGAAACAACACCAACGAGUUCGUCCCAACGUUGCAUUACCCGAGCAUCUCGAGGAUACUCUCCGGCAGCAACGGCCGCAAACAGGACAUCCCGGAGAUACUCCUGAAGCCUCUGCCUACAAAAACCCCGCCGCAGAAUGCGCCCGUGGCCCCUACCACCGAGAAGAUGACGACGAUGUCGACCACCACGACGAGAGCCUCCAGCCAGCUGGACUCCUCCAAGUCCGUCACUCAGCCGACGAUCUUCAAUCUGCCCAACACGAGGCGGCACGACGACGACGGCUACCCAGGACUUCGCAACGAGAACGGCUACAAGACGGAGAACAUCGAGAUUGUCGACACAGAAAGGCUGCCGUAUCCCCAGCCUCAACCCCCGGCGCCGCCGCCGAAGAAGAGGCCUAACGACGACGAGAAUCGCGUGGUGCCGCAGAUCGACACUCAUUCCCUCGAGUCCACCUGGCGGAUCGCUUGGUCCCUUCACGUCUACGUCGCGGCGAUUAUGUUCACCCUGAUGGCUCUCUACUCGAUAUACAAGAUCGUCCGUUUCAACGAAGCAACGAAUCUGUUGACGCAGUCGUACUUCCUCGCGGUUCACUUGCUGCUCACGACCGUCUGCACGCUAAGAUGCUUUCAUCUCUUUUACGACGCUUACAACCUCGGCCACUCGCUGCCGGAGCCCCUGUCGCGGGUGUUGAUGUACCUGCCCGCUCCGCUACUCUCCACGGCGUUCGCCACCCUGGUGCUCUACCUCGCGCGAUGCUCGGAGGCGCCAGCUCUGAACAACAGGUUCCUCUCGCCAGCUGGGCUGGUAAUGGCCUCGACGGUGCACGCGGUGCUCUGCGUCUCGUUGCACGUGUCCACGCACGUGCUGGGUUACCAGGACGUAGCGAAGAUAUUGCCGUUGAUCUGCCAGUGCAUCUACAUCAUCGUGUGCGUGACCCUGGGCCUGGGCUACAUGUACGUGUACCGGGUGGUGCGCUCGCAGAUCCACAUCGCGAGCAACAAGGCGGCAGGAGCGAAUCACAUGGUCGGGGCAGAUCCUACCACGGUGGCGUUGAGCACCGCCAUCACCACCAGCAUCGCCACCGCGUUGUUCUUCAUCAUGAUGGGCUUCGUCCAGCUGUACGGGAUCUUCGGAAACGUUCAGGAACGACCGCAGUCUUAUCCCUGGCUUUGGUGGGGCUGGCAGUUCUCCGUUAGACUGCUGGAGUUGGCUGUGUGCGGUCUCCUCGCCUGGGUAGCCAGCCUGUCCCAGUACCCGUUGCGGGAAAAGCAGCUGCAACAGCACCCGGUGCACUCCGGCUUCGCUCUGUUUCCCUGCGGUAGCUCGACCUCCACCGAGAAUAUGGACGACGUGCUUUACCCCGCUAUCUGCAGCACCAACCAGGCGAUUCAGAAUUACACGAUGAGAACGGGGAAACAGGUUUACGACGAUAGCUUCCCGCUGAACACGCUACCCGAGCAUUUGAACAUAUCAGGUACAUUCGAGAGACAUUCCAUUCGCAAGUCAGGCACCAUGGGCCAUUUCCCACACGAAGGUCGCGGCUCGUUAAACCGGCACGGUAAUGGGAUACAAACUCUGAGGAACUCCGAAAGUCGCGGCAGACACACGCCUGUCCAGGGUCUGCACGAGCAAACACCGACAACCGGUUCAACGAUGCUGGUCGCCGAGGACGGAUUUGUCAGGUUCCGCAGUCUCGGCGCCGAGGACGACGAACUGUCGGAUACGCCCAGCGUGGUCGGCACCCACGGCAGAGGAAGCUCGCUGACAGGCAGCGUGAGAUUUAACGCUAGACACCCGACGCUGCAGCAUCAACACCAGCAUCAGCAUCAGCUUCAACAUCCCCAUCAGCAUCAGCUUCAGCAUCAACACUCGCUUCAACAUCCCCAUCCGAGUCAGCACCAGGCCCACCAUCAGUUGUACAACAACACGUAAAGUCUAGUUAUACGGCCGCCAGAUGAUAGAAAUUUGUUCCCCGUUGACUCGGUGCUCGUCACGAUCGUCAACGAAAUAAUAGAAUGUUCCGGGGCUGUCGCGACUACGGUCUAAAUUUGAACUAAUUUUAUCUUAUUCUAUGUAAGAUACGUCCUUGUGUAUAGAUACCUACUUGCCAUUCGCAUUCUCCUGCUUCGCAUCCACGUCCGAUCCGACGAACAAUUAGCCGUAUGGCAUCGAUAUUUAUUUGACGUUCUCGAUUAAGCGACGAAUUAAGAAGACGAAGAAGAGUGGAAAAAAAGUAUACGGCGAACUCGUGUCAAGAGUUCUUCUACCUGUUACGUGGGUAGUUCAGGGUAUCACGAAUCUUGACCUUAUAUUAGGCACUUGGUACUUAUUAAGGUUCAUGUGAUUAACGAAACGUUGUAAUCUCGCGAAACCUAUAGGGAGAAAAGCUUUCUUUCGUUUUUCCUUUCUUCGAGUAGCAAGGAGACUGGACAGUCGCGUCGUUCCGAAAUCGAGUCAUUUCCUUGGAAAUUGAUUUCAAGGUAGCGAAUACAAAUCCUGAUUUUCCCUGUUGUGCAGUGUUUAAACGUAUCUUAACUCUUUGUACUCCUAAGGCCAGCUGUAGUGCCCAGAUACAAUGGAACAAAGAACACGCAGGAGAAUAAAAACGUUGACAAACGCAUGUAUACGUCCAUAGUUCGCACCGAUGGCUUUCUCUGGACGCAUGUAUGCACGCAAAGAAUCGAUUCUCAGCGACGACUUUAUUUUGAAGCAAUUCGACUGGCUAAUCCUCUUAAGAAACUCGGCUGUGGAAUGUAUCGGUACAACACGUGAUCGUUGGGUGAGAAUGGCACGGUACGAACACGACUCGAUAGCUUUAUUUCAUUACCAUCGAUACUUUCCUAAUACGCGCGUUCUCGUGGCCAAGAAACUUCGCUCCUUAGAAUAAUUUAACCCUUUGCACUGUAAUCGUUUCCUUAGUUUAUCAAUUAUAUUAUUUAUUCUAAGGGAAAAUGUUUUCGUCCCGCCACGGUUAACCUCAUAGUGCAAGGGGUUAAUCUCCGCGCGUCCCCUUUCAUCAUGCUCGUUGGGUUGUUCCAAGCAAACAGAAACAAAUGGAAAAAGAGCACUGUGCAAAUUCGAAGUGCUCGGCGGUGUAAUUAAUCACCUGUUCGACCGAUACACGCGUCUCCUUCCUCGAGAUCCCGCGCAAGGUUCGACAGAAGGAAGUAUAUUUUGUAACGAAUAAAAAAAGACGAAAAAAAGUGGAAACUUAUUCACGUGGUCCAAAACACACACGCGCACGCGCGCACAUACAUACGGACACGCAUACGUAUGUACACGCGUGCACACGUACACAUACACACACACACACGUAAACGAGCGACUUGAAAAAAUUAUUGCGGUUCAACGAAAAUACGUAUCGAGCGAGUAGGAUGUGUGAUGAUUCUCUGCCUCGUGCUGAACGGAAGGAAGAAAAAGACUAAAAAAAGACUACGGGGCGUUGUACAAGUCGAUAAUAAUUUAUCACUCAGUCCAAUUGUAAGAUUUAUUUAGCGGUUAAGGUUGGAUUAAGAAUUCCCUGUUGAAUACAGGGUGUUCCGGCAACGGUGGUACAACCGUGCAACGAAUUGGACAUGAACAAAUACGUCGAAAGUGCCGAUUAAAAUCUUUUUAUAAGAGGCACCGUUUUCAAGAAAAUCGAGCUUGAAAGUGCAUCACGAUAACGCGUAAUAUCUUGAAGACGUGGCUUCAUAGAAAUGUAUUUUAUUUUUGCACUUUCGACUCAUCGUUUCACAAAGAAUCAUCCACUGCUCGGUUGUACUACCAUUAGCCAGAAUAUUCUGUAUAUUAAGUUACGUCGGUGUAGCCAGCAUGAGCUACCAUCUUGUUCGCUUGUAGAGACAGAUAUCAGCGAUUUCUGUUCAACGAAUCUAACACGCCAAGCGAUCAAGCGCGUAACGAUGUUCCCUCUCCGCGUCGGAGACCACGAAGAAUUGAACAACUUCGCACACAGGCCAGCAUUAGUUUGUUUCCUAAUUUGUUUUUAAUUUACUCGCGUCCACCACUAUUUCUGUACGCGUUUCCUUUUCCCGACCCGACCCCUGCACCCUCUUCCUACCCUUGAACCUGAAGGUACAAAAUAGUACUUUCCACCUUCUUCUCAACUUCGUAUAUCGAAUAAAAUAGAUUUAAGCGGUCAAGCGCAGUGUAUAUGUUUAUAUGGACAUUGUAAAUAAGGUAUACGGGCUCGUCGUGAGUAGAUAUUAUCGUUGGGAUAGAAUUCGUGCAGAUUCUAUCCGACACGCACCCCGGGAUUCACACAUACAAAAUAAAACACGCUCAUUCGCAUCAGCGCAAUACACGACUCAACAGAGAUGGACGGAACUCUCAUCGAGGUAACAAAUUUCAAAUAACCGACUCGAAUAACUCGUAUAAUGCAAGAUAAACCGCUGUUCGUUCAUCAUUUGCUCGAUAAAAAUUACAAUUUGGAUUGUAUAAUCGUAUUACGUUCUCACAUUAAACCCUUUAGUACCUUAUCCGAAUUAAGCGUUUAGUCGAAUAGAUAUCGCUAUUAGCUUUCAUUCGUAUCGUCUAUUAUUUGACCGAGAUUACGUCCAUCUCUGCACGACAUACAUACAGACACACAGUCGUACAUCGUUCUCAGUUGUAAAUGCAAGACUCGUUUUUAAUUUAUGUGAAGAAAAAAAGCUGUAUUUAUUAUGUGAAACAUUCCACAGCAAACGGCGAUCGGUCCGAUCGCAACCGAUUCUUUUGUGGGAUUUUACUGCAAUUUUAGAUUAACUAAUAGCGCUAAAGAAAGAGGAACAACAAAUGUAAAUAAAAGCUUUUUUGCGAAACACUU